AUGCGUGGGUCCUCCAUCAACAAUAACCACUCUACCUCUGAUCGUGUGCGACCACAGUCUCAGUCCUCCAUCACGUCUCUCCCUGCCCGAGACCUCCACCAACUCGAUCAUAACAGACCCCGUGGUAGUCGAAGAGUGACAUUCCCACUGGUCUCCAAGUUCUCUCGAUUCAGUAGCAAGCUUCCUACGCCUCUGGAUAUUUCCCCAACCCAUCAUCGCUCGCACUCUGCGAGCGUCUCAUCCAGCCAUCACGACAUCGAACGCAGUCUGUCCAACUCGUCGACACUGGCUUCUUCCUCCUCGUCAUACUCGUAUUUUGACCGACUCUCAGACCGUCAGAGCUCAACCCACAUGACCACCCACCCUCUCGGUCUCCAGUCUCCCCAGCAGGAGCAAGGCAGCCGCAAGCGGUCCUCAACCAUGGGGCGCAAGACUAGUGAUGACUACCGUCGAUACCACGGCACCGUUCAGCAAUGUGGUCGUCACGCUAACGACUGGCUCUUUGGUGGUUUUAGUGUGCGCGAGACGGUUCGUGACAGCAUUGACAAGCUCCGCCGCCACGACAAGGAGAGCUGA
This is a messenger RNA of Penicillium diatomitis, 576 nucleotides long. RefSeq lists its product as uncharacterized. Bases 1 to 576 code for a protein of 191 amino acids. The record is from RefSeq and is a predicted model, not a curated record. NCBI's taxonomy places the organism in Eukaryota, Fungi, Ascomycota, Eurotiomycetes, Eurotiales, Aspergillaceae. The transcript has a single exon.